This is a messenger RNA of Mya arenaria, 5020 nucleotides long. RefSeq names its product PR domain zinc finger protein 10-like. Gene Ontology annotation, biological process: regulation of transcription by RNA polymerase II. NCBI's taxonomy places the organism in Eukaryota, Metazoa, Mollusca, Bivalvia, Myida, Myidae. Gene Ontology annotation, molecular function: DNA-binding transcription factor activity; RNA polymerase II cis-regulatory region sequence-specific DNA binding. Gene Ontology annotation, cellular component: nucleus. The record is from RefSeq and is a predicted model, not a curated record. The coding region runs from base 56 to 3322 and encodes 1088 amino acids. The transcript has 10 exons.
CCUGACUUGACCGGAAGUAAACAGAAGAACAAUCUGUACAUAAUAAAAUAAUAAAAUGGAAGAUUAUGAAGAAGAAGAGGUUGAGGAUGUUCAUAUCUGCGGCAUGUGUCGUGCCCAGUUUACCAUUGUUGAGGAGUUCAUUCAGCAUAAGAAGGCCAAGUGCCCCAUUAGACUGGCACGUAGGCUCAAACAACAGCAGGUGUACCAACUCCCAGAUGAGGCCCCUGCCAUUGAGGGACAAUUGGUACAGGAGGGGCCUCCACUGUUACCCUCUCAAGGCCUCCAAGACACAAACCUUCAGCAGGCAAACAGCUCUGUUUCUAUCACCCUAAGCCAGGAAGGGGAGACAAUUGGCUAUUUGCAACUUCCCCAGACCCAAGGGUCAGCUUUACCCCCAAACAAUGGGCCACAGGGUGCAGAGCAGUUCACAGGAGAAAUGUUUUCCCAAGGUGUAGCAAACGGUGGAAGUCAUGAGUAUGUCCUUCUGCCAAACUCCAGUGCUGACAGCCAUACAUGUACAUACAAUAUCCAGGCUGACGUGUCCAAUUUCCCCACACAGGCCUCCACCAUGGAAACAGUCUAUACCCUUGAAUCCCAACCCACGGACCAUGUGGGUGGCGACUUUGUACAGUCCUAUGCUGGUGUUGAUAACAUGAUGACUGGUAACUCCAUAGUAGGGGCCUCUCAACAUGGAGUUAUGCCCAUGGUACAGACUGGUAUAGAUGCUGCGUCCUGUUUAAACUCAACUAGUUAUUCUGUGCUGACUAGUUCCUAUAACCAGUCUGGUUCUGCAUCUCAGGUUAUUUCCCUCAAUCAGACUGGUUUUGAAGUUAAUUCAAAUGAAGAACAAGUAAGUCUGCCAAACGGAAUGGUUCAGGGAAGCAAUUUUUUGAACCCCUUGAGGGAACCAGCCCAUAUAACUGGAGUUGUAAAGAAUUUACUGAGCAAGGAACCAGUGGAUAGUGAAGGAAGAAAAGUGGAUUUUGAGAAACAAAGGAAAACAACCGUGUACAACCUUCAGGAAGCAGGGGAGGGAACUAAGUUGACAACACGGAAGCUGACACUGACAGUAGGCUCUGAAAAAGCUAAACAAAAGAAGAAAAUACGAAAAGAAGUCAGAGAAAAGAAGUUUUCCUGUGCAUAUGAAAAAUGUUCUUACAAAACAGCAUUCAUCAAGGACCUGGAGCGUCAUUUAAGAAUCCACACGGGUGAGCGACCGUUCAAGUGUGAGAAAUGUACGAAGGCAUUCACUCGUAAUGACAAGCUGAAGGUGCACAUGAAGUAUCACAAUAAGGAGAGAUCAUUCAAGUGCUCGCUGUGUAAUUAUAGUGCAGUGGAGAAGGGUACUCUUAAAAAACACAUGCAGAUACAUCUAGAUGAACGACCAUUCAGCUGUCAGGUAUGCCAGUACAAGUGCCGGAACCAGACCCAGCUGAGCAUUCACCUGCGGACACACACGGGGGAUAAGCCCUUCCACUGCGGGGAGUGUGAGGCAAGGUUCAAGGUCGGCUCCGACCUCAAGCGCCACCAGAGGGUUCAUACAGGUGAAAAACCGUUCACCUGUGUCUAUGAAGGAUGUGACUACAGAUGUGCCAUCAAGAGCAAUCUGAAGAGCCAUUACCAGACAUACCAUCCUGAGGACAAAGUUCACAUGCAGAAGUGUUCAAUGUGUGAUUUCUCAACUCCAAGCAAGAAGGAGUACCGCGAACAUAUUAAAACACACACAGUGAACGAGGGCCUCACUUGCUCCCACUGUAGCUACCAGUGCUCCAACAAGAGUGCUUUACGAAACCAUGUGAAGCUGCAUUCUGGAGAAAAAUUCUCGUGCACAUUUUGUAAAUACACAUCCAGUCAGCGUGGUAAUGUUACAACUCAUAUGAAGCGAAAGCAUUCAGCUGUUGCUAAUUCAUCAGGCGCCAAAUUGCCAUUGCACAGAAAGUCUUCCAAUAGGCCACUAAAAAAGAAAAUUGCCGAAGAGGCUGAAACUGAGACAGAAGCAAAUAGGAAAGAGAAUGUGAAAACAAAAGGAAUAAAGUCAUUUGAGUGUGACUUGUGCCCGGCAGCUUUUGUACGAGAAGACUCCUUAAGAUGCCACAUAAAACAACACAAAGACAGCCUGUCUACAGCGUAUGCAGUCUUAAAACUUCAACAGCCUGUUAUUAAUGUGUCAAAAACAAUUGAGAUGUCAGUUUCUGAAAACGGCACCAGUAAGGGUAGUAUCAUAAUGAAGGACAGUGUAAGAAGUGAAACUAUCAGCAUAGAAGAUAUGCCUACAUGUUCUUCAAGCUCCAUUGAAGUAGAUCCUAUGGUGUUUUCAAGAUCAAUUCCAAGCAGCUCAAUGAAUGGUGAAAAUAAUUCUGCCCCAGUGAUAGAAUCCCCUGCUUUGCUAGGUCAAGGCCAGAUAAGCGUGACCUUGCCAGGUCAGAGUUCACUAGUGCCCGGCCAGGUAGGCAUGACCUCACCAGUGUCAGCCUCACUAUUACAAGGUCAAGUCAGCCUUGGUAUAAACGACAUCCUUAUAGCAGCUGGAAUGUCUGGGUUAAACUCUUAUAACAGUUCACCCCCAUUGGGUAAGGAUAUUCAAAUAUCAACCGGCACCUCGGAACAGUUGCAGUUACCCCAAGGGGUCAGUACCAACAGCCCAAAGGCUUCUUCUCCAAGUUCUAAUCCAAUUACCAAUAGUGUUAUUCUUGGGAGAUCCCCACAAGAGGUACCCUCUGUUCCGAUUAUGCAAAAUAUUUCAUUGCCCUACAUUAAGUUACCAAAUGGCCAAGUUCUCAUUCUCACUAGCCCAGCCAAUAUAAGCCCACAAACCAGCUCUGCCACAGAUACCACAACAGGCGGUGAUGCAAGCAUAACAUCAACUGGGACAUCAGACAUACAGACGCAAUUACUGGUCCAGUCACCAGAAGUGAGCCAGGAACAGAUCAUUCAGUGUGCUGCUGACUCGACCACCUCCACUUCAACUGCCCAUCACCAACAAUCUCAAACUCAGUGUUUUUCACUGCAAACUCAAGAAAAUAGCUCACAACAGCAAGGUGCUAUUCCAAUUCAAAUAAUUCUUCCCAGUGAUUACAAUUCCCAGCAAACAUUGCCCCUUGUUUCCCAGCUUUUGAACAGUGUUAUUAAUAGAAACGCCGGGGAAGAAGGAAACCAACCUCAAGGUUUCCAAGCAACGAGUCCAAGUUCUGGUUCCCAGCCUGUGCAAAGUUUUGUGUUGCAGAUCCCAGCCCAGGCAGGAACCAUCAAAGAUGGCUCUGGAAACAUGACAGAGAGCCAGAGUUUUGUGUUGCAGAUACCAACCUCAAAUUACAAUCCUUAAAGAAACAAGACAAGUUUAAAAGAAAUUUGUUUGCGGAACUAUUUUGCAGAACUAUUUUUUGGCCGAAGCCUUCUUCAGGGAAGAUGACAAUGAGAUACAGACAUUAUUUUGUUUAACAUUUUUUGGCAGGAAAGUGUACUGUUUCAUACGGUGCAUACAUUAAGUAUGCAAUUCUUUGAAGUACAUUUAUAUCAUAAAGAGCAUCAUUGUACGAUGUUUUGUGGUUGAUGAGUAUUUCAGCAAUGUACCGGUAAACAAGAUAUUCACAGAUAAGACCUUCAUGAUUGGUCAAUAAAGGUUUGGUUUUAAUUUCUAUUUAUUUGGAAGUUUUGAUACUUUGAAGAUCUUUGUUAUACUAUAGAAUGCAUGUUGUUUAUUUGAUAUAUAUAUGUAUGUACAUGUACUACGUUUAAUAUUGUCAUGAAAUAUUUGGUGCAAUAUAAUCUUGAGAUUAGUCAAGUAUGAUAGGUUAUAUGUGUUUGUCUUGAAAUUAUAAAUACAUUGUACCAAUAUUGUUCAAACACUGACUAGUUAAAAUUUAAUGAAAUACUUGUCAACUAUUGUAAAUAUGAAAUACAGUCGAAACUCGUUGGCUCGAUAUCUCAUGACUCGAUAUCCUCGUUGGCUCAAACCAGAUUAAAAGGACCGAUUUUAUUUAACUCUUUGUUCAUAUAAAAUUCGAUCGGAUGGCUCGAUAUCUUGAGGGUCGAUAUUUCUCCACGCUUGAAUUCAUUUUUGCGGUCCCAAGUAAGAAUUUCACACUUUGUUAUGUUUGCUUGGGUCGGUGUCAUUUUGGCGGGUUCAGUUAAGAAUCUCACACCUUGAUUUGUUUGCUUGGCUUCAUUUAGCACCAGGUGCUAAUCGAUUAAAAUUGCUUGACUGGCAUUAUAAUUAUUAUCAAAUUUAAAUGGUUUAACAGUUUGAAGAAACAUGCCAUCACCUUAAAUUUUGUCUCUAAUUGUUAUACAUCUAUAAAUGGAUUGUGUUACCCACUGUUUAAAAUUGCUUGUUUGUUGUUUCGCAUAAAUGUAAUUUUAUCAUAAAUAAAAAAAAAUCAAAUGAUAUUUUCUAAGGAUCGAAUAAGUCAUGUUACGUAGAUAGCGUAGCCAAUAACAAACGAGGUAAACAAUAUGUUUUGUUACGAAUAAAUAUAUAACAUUCUGUAAGCAAUCCCGCUUGGCUCGAUUUUCUCGAGGCUCAAAGUAUUUUGGCCGGUCCCUAAAAUAUUGAGCCAUCGUGAUUCGACUGUAAUUUGAUGAACUACCUUGGGCCAUAGCAAUUUAAUUUUUUGUUUGUCAGAUUUUGGCCGAGAAAAAAUGGAGCAAGUGGGCUUAACUUGUUCUUCAAUCAAAUUUAAGAACCAGAACUGACAAUUUAGGAAAAUCUGGUUUUUUCGUUGUCAGUUUUGGUCAAGAAUCAAGUUAUAAUUGUUCAUGAUUAUCAUACUUAUUCACCCUUCCGACUGUCUGUUAAGGAAAUAACGCACAAAAUAUUCAUUUUACAUACCUACCUGUUGCAGUUUUCGCUAAGUUGUUACAGACGUAAUAUAAAAUAACAUGUUUUGAGUAUAUCGAAGCAUUUUAUAGGUGCGAUAAAUCCAACAAAUGAAAAAUGAAAUUGUUGUGGCUGUACUAUAUGUACGGUAAGUUUUAUGAGUAUCCUUCUAUUUUGUUAAAGAAUAAAAUUGCUAUUACUAUA